AUGAAAAUAAUCAAAUGGCCAAAGCCUCCCAAACCUGCCGUGCCUUUUCGGAAAAGCAGUGACCCAUCACGUACACGGUUUGUUAUUAUAAAUUCUGGAAAGACUUUUUAUGUCGGAGAUCAGUUACAAGUGAUGCUGCAGAUGUAUGAUUUUGAAGGAAAUCCAAAGCAAUAUGGGGGUGACUAUCUCCAAGCCAGGAUCCACACCCCAGAGUUGAAAGCCGGUUCAGCAGGAACAGUUAUAGAUAACCAAAAUGGAAGUUAUUACAUAAAUUUUAAUUUAUCCUGGCCGGGGAAAGUCCAAGUGUCUGUUUCCUUGGUUCAUCCCAGUGAGGGGAUCGAAGUACUAAAAUGGCUACGUGAGGAAGAGCCAGAUCGAGUGUACUUCCAAAGUGCCUUUAAAUCAAUGAAUAUAUCAGAGAUCACUGUGUGCAAUCUAUGUUUGCCUCAGAAUAAACCACUCUGCAACUUUACUGAUAUCAAGAUUUGGGAGCCAUGGUUCUGCUAUAAACCAAAGAAGCUUCCCUGCUCUUCUCGUGUCAGCCAUGCAAUAGGAGGUUAUAAGAGGCAUCUUAUAACAGAAGAUGAAGGUCGUUUAUUCCACAGUAAAAUCAACAUCAAAGAGCCCAUAUUAUCCAAAGGUUUGGAAUACGUAACAGUAAAGGCUUCAGCUCAGAGAGGCAAAGAUCUUGGAAAAUGCGUCCCUGGAAAACCUCUGCUUUCACCAUCAGGAUUUUAUUUUCGGGACCGGUGGUCAUCGACAAGUUGUAACAUUCGGCAGUUCAAGACUCCAGCAAAUGUCAUCGACUGUCUUCGUGGAAAAAGGGUUCACAUUUUUGGAGAUUCUACUAUACGCCAAUGGUUUGAGUUUAUGAUAGAAUUUGUGCCAGGUCUCAAAAAGUUAACUACCAGUGCAACUAAAAAAUUUGGCCCUUACUACGUUGUGGAUGUAGAAAAUAACAUUACCAUGCAUUAUUAUAUUCAUGGCAUACCAAUCCGAAUUCCUUUCAUUUCAAUUCUGAACCUCCCAUUCAUUGCGAAUAAAUUGGAUGACAUUAAAGGAGGAAAGAACACAGUUAUAGCCUUCACCAUCUGGUGCCAUUUCAACACUUUUCCAGUGGAACAUUACAUCCGAAGGCUACAGAACAUCCGCAGGUCAAUUCUACGAUUGCUGGAUAGAAGCCCAGAUACAGUGAUUGUAAUAAAGACGGCCAAUGUCCAGGCCCUUCCACGAGAUGUCAGUCUCUAUACCAGUGACUGGUUCUCCUACCAGCUUGAUUUAGUGAUGAGAAGGAUGUUUGAGGGCAUCAAAGUGGCAUUUGUGGAUGCGUGGGAGAUGACCUUAGCACAUUACCUGCCACAUGACCUACACCCCAAGCAAAUCAUCAUCAAGAAUGAAGUAGAUAUGUUCCUUUCAUACGUAUGUCCUCUGGAAAAGUAA
Molecule: messenger RNA, 1440 nt
Organism: Pristis pectinata (smalltooth sawfish)
Lineage: Eukaryota; Metazoa; Chordata; Chondrichthyes; Rhinopristiformes; Pristidae
Product: NXPE family member 3-like
Exons: 4
Coding region: 1-1440 (479 amino acids)
Source: RefSeq, a predicted model, not a curated record